Molecule: messenger RNA, 4544 nt
Organism: Sarcophilus harrisii (Tasmanian devil)
Lineage: Eukaryota; Metazoa; Chordata; Mammalia; Dasyuromorphia; Dasyuridae
Gene: MCTP1
Product: multiple C2 and transmembrane domain containing 1
Exons: 24
Coding region: 61-3117 (1018 amino acids)
Biological process (GO): regulation of neurotransmitter secretion
Cellular component (GO): synaptic vesicle membrane
Molecular function (GO): calcium ion binding
Source: RefSeq, a predicted model, not a curated record
GACGGAGCCGGCGGCAGAGGAGGAAAAGGAGGAGGGGAGGGAAAGGAGAAGGGGAGGAGAAUGGAGUCCCGGGCGGCGGCUGAGCCCGAGCCCCCGCCCGCUUCCUCCGCCUCCUCCUCCUUCCAGGCCCGGCUCUGGAAGAACCUGCAGCUGGGGGGCAGCAAGAGCAAGGGCGGCGGGGGCGGGCGAGCGGGGCCCGGCCCCGGGCCGGAGAACCGCACUGCGGGGACCCCCUCGCCCUCCCCGCCUCCGCCCGGGGGCAAGCGCGACGGGCUGGGAGGCAGCAGGUGGAGCGGCUUCAAGAAAAGGAAGCAGGUGCUGGACAGAGUCUUUUCCUCCUCUCAGCCCAAUCUCUGCUGCUCCUCAGCCGAGCCCCUGGAACCGGGCGGCGGUGGCACCGGCGCUGAGCAAGGUUCCGCCCUGCGCCGCCGAAUCCGGGAGCAUUUGCUCCCGGCUGGGAAGGGGCCCGCUGCCGCGGCCGGAGCGACGCCGCCUGGUGGCCGCUCCCCGGACUCAGCGCCCUCCUCCUCUGCCUCCUCACUCUCCUCUUCACCUCAGCCGCCCCCUCGGGGAGAGCGAGCGAGCGAUGAGGGCUCCCAGCGGCGGGGCCCCGGAGCCCACCUGUCCCACCAGAAAAGCUCCUCUUUGCCUGGCACUGCCUGUCUGGAGCAGCUUCUGGAGCCGUCGCCGCCGCUGCUGCCGCCUCCUCCUCCUCAGUCUGCAGCCCCCGAGCAGGAGCCGGCCCCAUCCGAAACUGCGACCCCGGAGAAAGGCGAGAAACCAGGCAACGACCCGAGACUAAAUACUAUUGGGACUAGUAAUGCCGAUCUCCCUUUGGUUGAUCCCGGAAUGUACCAGUUGGAUAUUACAUUAAGAAGGGGUCAGAAUUUAGCUGCCCGAGAUCGUGGAGGGACAAGUGAUCCGUAUGUGAAGUUUAAAAUUGGAGGAAAAGAAGUUUUUAGAAGUAAAAUAAUACACAAGAAUCUCAAUCCUGUGUGGGAGGAAAAAGCUUGCAUUCUUAUUGAUCAACCUAGGGAACCUCUCUAUAUAAAGGUCUUUGAUUAUGACUUUGGACUGCAGGAUGAUUUUAUGGGUUCAGCUUUUUUGGAUCUCACAUUAUUGGAGUUAAAAAGACCAACAGAUGUGACUCUAACUCUGAAAGACCCACAUUAUCCUGAUCAUGAUCUGGGAAGCAUUUUGCUGUCUGUAAUUCUUACUCCAAAAGAAGGAGAACAGAGGGAUGUGAUUCCAAUGCACAGAUUUCAUCAUUGGAGUCUUUAUGAAAUAAAAACCAUGCUAAUGAGGAAGAGUUGGAAAAGAUCAAGUAAGGAACUCUCAAAAACUGAAGUGCUUGGAUCGUUUUUCUCAGUGAAGUCUUUCUGGUGGAGGAGCUACAGACCCCCUGCUUUUCCAGCCUUGGGCUUCUCCAGAGCAGAACGCCAGAAUCUUUGUUGCCAAAAUACACAAUUUCAGACCCAAAGUUUACGUCUCUCAGACCUGCACAGAAAAUCCCACUUAUGGAGAGGAAUAGUCAGCAUCACUUUGAUAGAAGGGCGAGACCUCAAGGCCAUGGAUUCAAAUGGAUUUAGUGAUCCCUAUGUGAAAUUCCGGCUUGGUCAUCAGAAGUACAAGAGCAAGAUUAUGCCAAAAACAUUGAAUCCUCAGUGGAGGGAACAGUUUGACUUUCAUCUCUAUGAAGAGCGAGGAGGAAUUAUUGAUAUUACUGCAUGGGACAAAGAUGCUGGGAAGAGGGAUGAUUUUAUUGGCAGGUGCCAGAUCGACCUGUCAGCCCUCAGUAGAGAACAGACUCACAAACUGGAGUUACAGCUGGAAGAGGGUGAAGGACAUCUGGUGCUGUUGGUCACCCUGACAGCCUCCGCUACUGUCAGUAUAUCUGACCUCUCUGUAAAUUCCUUGGAGGACCAGAAGGAACGAGAAGCGAUAUUAAAGAGAUAUAGUCCAAUGCGGAUGUUUCACAAUGUAAAGGAUGUAGGAUUUCUUCAAGUGAAAGUCAUCAGAGCAGAAGGGCUGAUGGCAGCUGAUGUCACAGGUAAAAGUGACCCGUUCUGUGUAGUAGAAUUGAACAAUGAUAGAUUACUGACCCACACAGUCUACAAAAAUCUCAACCCUGAAUGGAAUAAAAUCUUUACCUUCAAUAUUAAAGAUAUCCAUUCGGUACUUGAAGUGACGGUUUACGAUGAAGAUCGAGACCGAAGUGCUGACUUUCUGGGCAAAGUUGCAAUACCGUUGCUGACUAUUCAAAAUGGUGAACAGAAAGCCUACGUCUUGAAAAACAAGCAGCUGACAGGGCCAACAAAGGGGGUCAUCUAUCUUGAAAUAGAUGUGAUUUUUAAUGCUGUGAAAGCCAGCAUCCGAACAUUAAUUCCCAAAGAGCAGAAGUACAUUGAAGAGGAAAACAGACUCUCUAAACAGCUGCUGCUCAGAAACUUUAUCCGGAUGAAGCGCUGUGUCAUGGUGCUGGUAAAUGCUGCCUACUACAUUAACAGUUGCUUCGAUUGGGAUUCACCCCCAAGGAGUCUCGCUGCUUUUAUGCUUUUCCUCUUUGUGGUUUGGAACUUUGAGCUCUACAUGAUACCCCUGUUUUUGUUGUUGCUACUGACGUGGAACUACUUCUUGAUAAAAUCAGGGAAAGAUAACCGGCAACGUGACACGGUAGUGGAGGACAUGCUAGAGGACGAGGAAGAAGAGGAUGACAAAGAUGACAAGGACAGUGAAAAAAAAGGAUUCAUAAAUAAAAUCUAUGCCAUCCAAGAGGUGUGUGUCAGCGUUCAGAACAUCCUUGAUGAAGUAGCAUCCUUUGGAGAGAGGAUAAAAAAUACAUUCAACUGGACAGUCCCAUUCUUAAGCUGGCUGGCAAUUGCUGCCCUCUGUGUGUUCACAGUCAUCCUGUAUUUCAUUCCGCUGAGAUAUAUUGUCCUUGUCUGGGGAAUCAAUAAAUUUACAAAGAAGCUUCGGAGUCCAUAUGCGAUUGAUAACAAUGAGCUGCUUGACUUCCUUUCUCGAGUUCCUUCAGAUGUACAAGUAGUGCAGUACCAAGAACUGAAACAAGAUCCCAGUCAUAGCCCGUGUAAAAGGAAGAAAAACAAUCUUGGCUAGCCAGCUUCACGCACUGAGGAGACCAGCAGCAUCUGUUUGAGAAAGAUAAAAGAAAAAAAAAAAGCCCCCAGCCUCGGCAACAUUUCCUUCCUUUAUGUUUUUAUUUAUUUUGUCUUUUUUUUAUCAUGAUGGAGAGAAUCUGUAAAUAUUGUACAAAGGCAUAUGUCAUUGAAAAUAUACUUCUGUUGUACAGAACCAGUUUGAUAAGGGUUUCAACUUUGGCUUCAGUUAUAUGAAACCCUUCCUAGCUGUGGACGAAACUAUAACAUGUUAAAAAAGCCAGUACAAAAUUCUGUGGGAAGAUAGUCUCUUCUGAUGGUUAGUGAACAGGCUAAAAUAUCCGAUUAAAUACUCAGCUGCGUCUGACUAAACCUAUAAAAAUGUAAAUGUCAAUCUGAUUCUUAGAAUUCACAAUCUGAACUGUGGUUGCUUUGGUUUUCAUUGGUUAUUUUUAAUCCAAAACAUUAUCCAUUAGUUUUUCUCAUUUCAACAGGGGAGAAAAAGCAACCAACCAAUCCCAUAACCUGGGGACAAGUUUAUCACAGGUUCUAUCAUUUGGUCCCUGUUCACUUUGGGUGCAAAUUAAUUUAGAAUUGCAAGGGCUGCUUCUAAAUGAAUGAAUGAAUGAAGGUGCACUUAGCCUUCAAGAGAAUUGUUGGCUCUUGAGGUCCAUGAGGAACAGAAGUUCCACUCCUUGUACAUCAUUCCAUAUGAGGACUCGAGAACCUAGAAAGGCCUAAAAUUAAAUACUGCCAGGUUUCUAAGUGAUUGCAUAUGACUUUUUGUAUAGUACACAUUAUUAUACUAUAAUACUUUAAUUUGUACUGAAUUAGCAGAUUAGCAAACCCAGUACAGUUAUCAAUAACAGCACUAACAAUCUGAAUUCAUUAUGAUUUUUGGUAUUGGGUUAUGAAUGUCUUUUGUCUGGCUAACGAAUUUUUAAUGUCUAAUUGUUCUCAACAGGCAAUGUGAGAGUUAGGGAUGGAGAUAGCCUUGGAGUAAGGAAGAUCCCCAGGGUUCAAGAACUGCCUCUGGUACACAUGAGUUAUAUUUACCUGGGUAAAUGACUUAACUUCUUCAGAGAGUUUGCCAAGACUAGAAAUUGUAGAGAAGUUGCUGAUUUGUAUUUAAAGAGUAAAGAUCUAUACCUGGAAUAAACCACUCUGAUGGUGAAGAACUCUGUGCUCCUCCCCUUAAAAAAGUUUUCAUAGAAAAAAAAGAUUUUACUUUUUGAAAAAAUUACAUCAUAUAAGGUGUUUCAUUGUGUAUGAUGUUUUCAGCUAUCAAUAUGAAUUUUAAUUUAGAAAAGGAUGAAGUGUGGUGACUGAUAUGCCAAUAUUUCAUUUUUUUCAUUUACGAAAUGGUAAUUUCUACUAAUAUGGAUCUGGUCCCCCUGCAUGAAAAUCAGUUUUGUAAAUUAGACUGCU